AUGGACUCUCUGGAGGAAAGCAAUAGGCAAAUGAUUGCCAUUGCACGAGAACGGAACAACAUUCUAAAGACCCUUGCUGAGGGUUUACAAUUAUGUAGACAAGAAUGUAUUGUACUUAUAAGGAGUGGCUUUCAUAAGGUUAGCGAUAAGGUAAAGCAGAACAAAACGUCAAGUAAGAAAGAGCAUUCCGUACAAGUUAAGAGAAUAAUAGGCCAGGGUGCCGAUAAUGCUACCGAUGUGUCAACACAGAAAGAGGAACUAGGCUCACACUGGAAAGAAGUUUACCUUAAUGGGAAGCGUACCGAAGAAAAAUUCAAAGACAUCGACGGUGCCAUUGAAAUUUACCAAGAUCCUCCUGAACCCAAUAAAAGGCGGACAGAUUACGAAAAUGAGGAAGAAAAAUACUUGAAGAAGAAAGUAGAAUUUUCAACAUCAGAUAUUCGCAUAAAGGAGAUAAAAGUUCAGACGAGUGAGUUUCCAAGGUAUGAGUAUGCAUUAGGCAAUCUGUUGGAUGUUGUGAUGCGGUAUAAAGUUGUUCUUCAGUCAAACUGCAUCGGACACGAUGGCAGAUAUAUUAUGUUAUAUAUAUGUACCACCCCUGAAAAUGACAAAAUGAUCGACGAAUUUCUUCAAGAAAUAUCUAAGAAAGGAGAGAUUAGAGAUGGUGGCUCCCUUGAACAAUUUGUUCAAUCUAAAGAUCAAUCGACUGUCUCUUGCUUCAUAACACAUGUAAGCUAUCAACGCAUUUUGACAGCAAUAAGACACAGGACAACCAUUACAAUCAUCCUAGGCAAAACUGACUUGGAAGAAAAAGCUAAAAGAUACCAAAACACAUAUGCCAUUCAAAAAAACAACGCAUGGAAACAGAUAGAUUUAGACUUAGAAGAAUGGCUUUUCCAAAGUCUCAAGCCAGUUUGUGGUGCAUUGGGAGGGGAUAUUGAAAGUAACCGUUCCGACAAAAAAGCAACUGAUAGGGAUGAGUAUGAAGAAAAGCCAAUAACAGGCAAGUAA
Molecule: messenger RNA, 1011 nt
Organism: Ruditapes philippinarum (Manila clam)
Lineage: Eukaryota; Metazoa; Mollusca; Bivalvia; Venerida; Veneridae
Exons: 5
Coding region: 1-1011 (336 amino acids)
Source: RefSeq, a predicted model, not a curated record